AUGUCCAACAUUUCUCAUGGCAGAACCUCGGCAUCGACGCUUGAUGACACUUUCAGCGGCCGUGCCGAUGCUGCCUCGUCGACCGGAGCUACUAGUGACGGCGAAAGCGAUAGUGAGGAUGACUUGCCGCCGUCUCGCAGGCAAAAGCUGAAUUCCGGUGUCAGUCGUCCCACUUUUAAUCUUGCCGAGACCAGCUUUGCCUCAAGUGAGAGUCUACCCCAGCCUCCUGCCAGCGAGGCUCAGUAUGCAGACGCCCCCGCUUCGGGUAGUAUGGCUGCUCCUCAAAGGACGAUGAACAAUCCGCUUGGUGCUGCUGGCAAGCCGAAGAUUCCCAAAGCUCCCAAGGUUGCAAAGACUGGUAAUGCUCGACCCCCAGCUCCCCAAAGCCAAAAGGCGCUGCCAUCCACUCCCUCCAUCGAAGACGAGCAACCCGAUCUGUCGACAAAGCCCAGAUGCCAGCGCUGUCGCAAGAGCAAGAAGGGUUGUGAUCGCCAACGUCCAUGUGGCCGGUGCCGUGAUGCCGGUCUUUCGGCGGACCAAUGCAUCAGUGAGGACGAAGGUAACGGUCGCAAGGGCCGCUAUGGCCGCCACAUGGGCGUGCCCAUCAAGAAGGAUGAGAUGCCUGCUCCAGCGCAGCCGAGUCUUCUCCCGCCGCACCCAUCAUGCCCACUACCGCCCCGCUCGCGGUCGUUGCGCCCCUCGCGCCCCCGCUGCCACGACUUCGACUGCCUCAAUGUUAGAUAA
This is a messenger RNA of Parascedosporium putredinis, 744 nucleotides long. NCBI's taxonomy places the organism in Eukaryota, Fungi, Ascomycota, Sordariomycetes, Microascales, Microascaceae. The record is from the annotation of a GenBank genome assembly.